Coprinopsis cinerea okayama7#130 is the source of this 1077-nucleotide messenger RNA. RefSeq lists its product as hypothetical. The record is from RefSeq and is a predicted model, not a curated record. The coding region runs from base 598 to 1077 and encodes 159 amino acids. Lineage: Eukaryota; Fungi; Basidiomycota; Agaricomycetes; Agaricales; Psathyrellaceae. The transcript is spliced from 11 exons.
GUGGGAUCAAGGGUGUUCUAUGCACCCAUAGGGGUAUCCCCGACUCGAAGAGUUCUGGAGUGCUCCUUUCUGGUAACAGAAUGCAAUCCAGUGGUCACGAACUCGCGGUCUGGGCGUUGGAAAGGUCUGGAAAGAUGGAAAGUGCGAGGGAACGGCUGCCUCUGACUGCGUUUGCUGCUUCUGGGAUACACGAGGAACCGACUGCUGCAUGCGUGAAGGCGGACAACGUGUUCUCUGACCCCCUUUUUGUUUUUGAGUAAAAAAGCUCCAUUACCAACUUUCGAGGCCUCUUUCUGGAUAAGGUUCGAAGCCCAAGCUCGCUUGACACGGUUUCGAAAGAGCGGCGAACUGAACUCAGAUGAAACCUGUCGUAAACAGCAUCACUGAAAUGAUAGGAUUCGAUGUGUUUCGUGAAAGGUCGAUCCCAAUUUGCAGCGCAUAUCUUAAUAUAAUACCACCUCAUGGGGGUGCAUUAAUGAUUGGAUUAGUUCUGGCCACUUCGACGAUUCGAUCAAGAAAGGACAAGAACCACUGUUCCUUCAUUACCUGAAGCCCACUCGCCUUUGAACGCGUUUACUGUAUCACCUACUCGUUACUAUGGACCAGAUGAUUCACGUCAAUGCCCUCCUUCUCCCCUCUGACGGCCGUCCACCCUCGCUAGUCGAACUUAUGCUGAGUCCCACAAGCCUGCCCACCAUGCAGAUUGGGGGCUAUGCCACUUCUCCCCCGGCCUUCAUGCCACAUCCCGAAGUCUUUAUGGACUACAUUGCUGAUUCCGCUGGCCACCGGGCGUGGAAGUACCAGCUCGUCGAGGCGUUGGAUUGCAUGAACAAGAAGUUUGCCAAUCCAUACAUCGUGUUUUACCCAGUUCUUUCGAGGGAUGGAAUGCCGUUCCCGAUCAACAAGUGUAUCCGAGAUAUGCAAGGGAAAGCGUUCAAGGAGCAGGUUGCAUGGAGGGGAAACAUCGUGGUAGCCAAGUACCGCGACAACCCCUUCACAUCCAUGAUAGAUGCCUCCAUGGCAGACUUUCCUAUCCUCAAAAACUACCUUCUGACCCACGGAUGUCCGCGAACGUAA